This is a messenger RNA of Lithohypha guttulata, 414 nucleotides long. RefSeq lists its product as uncharacterized. NCBI's taxonomy places the organism in Eukaryota, Fungi, Ascomycota, Eurotiomycetes, Chaetothyriales, Trichomeriaceae. The record is from RefSeq and is a predicted model, not a curated record. The transcript has 2 exons. The coding region runs from base 1 to 414 and encodes 137 amino acids.
AUGGGUCUGCGCCAGGAGCGCGUUGCCCAUAGCAGUACAUUGAUCGGCCUUCCUUUUGUGAAUCGUCUUCAAACCUUUUACACCUCGUUAAAUGCUAGCGACAGCAUUAAGAAGUCGCGGAGCACGUUCGUCCUGGCACACAGCGAGACAGCAGGAGUCAUGCUGGACAGAGACGCUUGGAUGACAUGGUUCGUCGAGCAAGAGCAAUCGCGCAUGAAGCAGGAUCUGGUAGACUACCGCAAGGAAGGUGGCACACUUUCUCAAGGCAAUGGCGGCAGGACCGACAUCACACCAGGAAUGCUGAUCCAAGAAAUCGUGGCGGGACUCCAGAAGAGUACAGCUGCUGCCGCGAGUGGCGAUGUUGAGGUCGGCAUCUUUGUCAUCCGAAGAGAUAGGAUAUCAGCUGCUGGUUAG